Messenger RNA from Ictalurus punctatus (channel catfish), 1727 nucleotides. It is a transcript of the gene p2ry8, whose product is annotated as P2Y receptor family member 8. The record is from RefSeq and is a predicted model, not a curated record. Gene Ontology annotation, biological process: phospholipase C-activating G protein-coupled receptor signaling pathway; positive regulation of Rho protein signal transduction. Gene Ontology annotation, cellular component: membrane. Gene Ontology annotation, molecular function: G protein-coupled receptor activity. Bases 97 to 1161 code for a protein of 354 amino acids. NCBI's taxonomy places the organism in Eukaryota, Metazoa, Chordata, Actinopteri, Siluriformes, Ictaluridae. The transcript is spliced from 2 exons.
GUUUCCUGAAUCUAACAGUCAUAUAGCACACUAACGGCCUAUAAUACACGUGGGAGUCUACAUGUGCUCAGCAGGGGAAGAAAAAUAACUGCAAACAUGUCUCAGAGUGCCAACGCCAGCAGUAUAGACAAUAAGACCCUGUCUAUACUUCAAACCAAAUGGACUAGUGACCUUGCGUCAGCCAUCUAUGUCAUUGUGACCCUAGUUAAUCUCUGUGGGAAUGGCAUUUCCAUGUGGCUGCUGUUGUUCCGCACCUACCCAAAGACCCCUUCCAUCAUCUUUAUGAUCAAUCUCACUAUUACUGACCUGGCAGUGGGUUUAGCACUCCCUUUCCAGAUCAUGUACCAAUUGAAUGGCUACCACUGGACCCUGGGUCCAAGCAUGUGCAACAUACUAACAGUCACCUUCUUUGUUAACAUGUAUUGCUCCAUUUUGACGAUGACGGCUAUCGGCGUUGACCGCUACAUGGGUAUUGUGAGGCCUAUGCACUUCAGAAAGGGAAAAGGAAAGAUCAGGAAUGCAAUUUUUGCAUGCAUCGUUAUGUGGGGCAUAGUUCUGGCAGUUCUCAGCCCAUUGGAGAAGACAGAUUUGACGUUUUACGUGAAAGAGCUCAACAUCACCACCUGCUUUGACAUUCUGAAGAAGGACAUGCUCCCAUCGAUCGCACACUGGGCAGCCUUCCUGUUUGCCAUGUUUGGCUUUCUGUUCCUCUGUCCCCUCAUCAUAACGGUGUACUGCUACAUCAGGAUCAUCUGUGCUCUCACCAAAAAAUCCAAAAGCAUCCAGAAAGGGCGUGCCGUGCGCUUGGCUUUUAUUGUCUUGUUUGUGUUUAUUUUCUGUUUUGCGCCUAACAACAUAUUACUCUUGGCCCAUACAGUCGCAAAGCUUUACUAUAACAAAUCUCUUUACAUGUAUUAUAAACUUUCCUUGUCAUUUAGCUGCAUCAACAGCUGCCUGGAUCCAUUUAUCUAUUAUUUAGCCUCAAAGGAUUUCCGUCGAAAGAUGAGACAGAUGUUGAGGCUGCAUAACCUCAGCACGGUGGAUACUGAAAUGAGUGAAGGCCGGAGAGAAAGUUUCCAUUCAGCUCGUACUGGCUCUAUUGGUAACGCAGAUGCUAAACUCACAGAAACACCCAUUAGUCGGACCAAUUCAAGUUUAUAGUUUUCAAAAUAUUAUGUAUAAAUUUGCAUCCAUUUUUACUUCCCUUGUUUCAGUUUCUUUAAUUGUGAAGAGGAAGCCAGCAUUGGCAUUUUCUACAGUAAUACUUCCUUCCUCAUUGUAGAUAGUGUUUUGUACCAUGCUUUUACAUCUAAUAUUUAAACAAUGUGUUUUAUGUGUUUUUGUAGCAUUUACAUACUUUUUACUCAUUGCCUGUGGUAACUCUGUCUGUACAAGGUGACUGCAUCUGUACUAACUAUAUUGCAAUUAUUUGGCAGUUUUGUCCCUACAUUUUUAAAGUAUUUGUUCUGCACAAUUCCAUAAAUAUUAUUUGAUUGACAUGCACUUUUAAGAAUCUCUGGGAUUUAUGGUAGCUCUUACUAAAGCAUUCUAGCUAAAUUUGUUUAUUUGUUUUAAUAAAUUUUCUUUUAAAGCUCAUUAUUUUAUGUCAACAAAUGUGUUUUGGAUAACAUUGCAUAUUGGCUACUUUUUGUGAUGCAGUAUCAUGGAAUACUGUGGCCUUCACAAUAAAUGUUGCUCAUUUAAAUAAAGCAUUUUGUUUCAUACUA